AUGGCUCGCCGCCGCACCUCGCACAGCGAGCCCAUGAAUGAGGCCCCGGCCUAUCCCUUCUCCAACGGCAGCACAAUUCCUCCCCAACGCCGCGGGCCCAUCGAAGGCCCCAAUGGCCGGCGUUUGAUCCGGCGUGUCACCUGGCGCUCGUCCACCUACAAACUCAUGGCAUCGCUGUGGGUGUUAGGCGUCCUCUAUAUCCUGUGGCUCAUUCGGGACCUCUUCUAUCUCCCCUUUACCCCGUCCGAGUCCAUGCCCCCGGCCAUGGAAUAA
Penicillium argentinense is the source of this 273-nucleotide messenger RNA. RefSeq lists its product as uncharacterized. The record is from RefSeq and is a predicted model, not a curated record. Bases 1 to 273 code for a protein of 90 amino acids. The transcript has a single exon. Lineage: Eukaryota; Fungi; Ascomycota; Eurotiomycetes; Eurotiales; Aspergillaceae.